Messenger RNA from Clavispora lusitaniae ATCC 42720, 2058 nucleotides. Its product is annotated as nucleotide diphosphatase/phosphodiesterase. Lineage: Eukaryota; Fungi; Ascomycota; Pichiomycetes; Serinales; Metschnikowiaceae. Gene Ontology annotation, molecular function: nucleoside triphosphate diphosphatase activity; ribonucleoside triphosphate phosphatase activity. The record is from RefSeq and is a predicted model, not a curated record. Gene Ontology annotation, biological process: nucleoside triphosphate metabolic process.
AUGUCUGUCCAAUACCCCCAUCGUGCAGAUGUGCCUGUGACGGAUUUGGACGAGCCAGACGAUCUUUUCGUCGGCCCACAAAACACAGCGUUCAUCGAUUCGUUCGACUACGAACAUGAACAACCCACGUUCGUUGACAAGGCCAAACGGUUCUUCCGCUUUCAAGACAACAAUCUGCAAGACUCGGAUUUUUUCGACAUCGACGACGACGACGAGACCGACUUGCCCCGGCGCGAGCUACGCGACUAUGCGAUCCGCCGCAUCAACCAGAAACUCAACCGUACCAUUCUGGUGUUUGCCGCUGCCCUUGUGUUGCUCCUUCUCCUUUUCUUCUGGCGGCAACGGCCCAGGCUGCAAAAGACGGGCGACACGCUGCAUGUGCUUUCGAACGGCACCCACACGUUCCGCCCGUCCACGGUGUUGGUGUCGCUAGACGGAUUCCACCCGCACUACAUCUCCGCAGAAACCACGCCUGCGCUCCACCGCAUGAUGAUAGAGGAGUACGGUGCCCCCUACAUGACGCCGUCGUUCCCGUCGUCAACUUUCCCCAACCACUGGACGCUCGUGACGGGGCUUUAUCCGGCAGACCAUGGAAUCGUGGGCAAUACGUUUUUCGACCCGCGUUUGCAGCGCCAGUUCAUCAACACAAACCCGCUGUAUGGCUUGGAUCCCGACUUUUGGCGUGGCGGCCAGCCCAUCUGGACCACAGCUGCCCUCCAAGGCGUCAAGUCCGCUGUGCACAUGUGGCCAGGCAGUGAAGUGCCCACGAUCGGAGAUAAUGGGCCAAUUGCAGUGGACCACUUCAACGGCACUGAACCCUUGGCUGCAAAAGUGGACAGGGUGAUGGGGUGGCUUGAUCUUGAGGAUCAGAAGCGGCCCGAACUCGUUUUGACGUACGUGCCUACCAUCGACCAGUACGGCCACCGGUAUGGAGUGAGCGGCGCCGAGUUGGAGGACGCGUUGCUGCGUGUGGACGCCUUUGUGGCACAGAUGGCUGCGGCAUUAGCCGAGCGCAACUUGACCCACAUUGUCAACCUCGUUGUGGUGAGUGACCACGGCAUGGCACCUACUAGCAACGAACGGCUCCUUUUCCUUGACGAUGUUGUGGACACGGCCAAAAUCGGGCACGUGGACGGCUGGCCGUUGUACGGGCUCCGACCAAAGAAAGAAUAUUCUGUGGACUCCAUAUACGAGGAUAUCAGCAACAACAUGGCCAAGCUUGGCAUCCACAACUUCACCUUAUAUCGUGUUGAAGAUAUGCCACGUGAGUGGAACUUUGGAGGACAAGAAAAGGACCACUUGUUCAAUUACCGCUUGGCGCCGCUUUGGAUUGUUCCCGACGUUGGGUAUUCUAUUACGACCCACAAGCAGUUUGAGGAGAACGACAAACAGUACAAGCCAAAAGGGGUCCAUGGCUACAAUAACUCUCACAUGCUUAUGCGGGCGCUUUUCGUGGCGCAAGGUCCGUAUUUCGACUCUCGGCUCGGCGAGAAGAAGAAGGUGCUUCCUUUUGCCAACACGGACGUCUACAACAUUGUGUGUGAAAGUAUCGGCAUUAAUCCUGCUCCUAAUAAUGGCACAAGUCAAGGUGCACGAGGUUAUGCCAUUUCUUCCGAGCAGCUUUUGCCCGAUGAUUGGACAGAUGAAGUGUCGUAUCCUGACGUACCGUUUGAUUUUGAUCAUUUGGUGCGCAAUGCUACCGUGGAUGCAUUAUGGGGGCGGAAAAAAAUAGAGUCUGAGGGAGCGAAUGAGACGGAGGAGCCGGAGACAAAGACGGAAACGAAGGCAGAAGAGACAAAGACUGACACAAAUGCAGCCGAGACAAAGACUGAGACAGAGACAGAAAACACCGUGCUAGAAACUGCCACAACGCAAACAAAGACGGAGACAGAAUUGGAAUCGAAAACGGGCACCAUUGAAGGAGAGACUUCAGCACUCAAAGGCGUGAACAAAAUCUGGGAAGACGUUGAAGAUGCGGCUCUGGAAGUUGGGGGCAUGAUUGAAGACGCUGUUCAUGGCGCUGGCGAACUUAUAGGAUCUUUAUUUGGCGACGACUAA